Molecule: messenger RNA, 1171 nt
Organism: Condylostylus longicornis
Lineage: Eukaryota; Metazoa; Arthropoda; Insecta; Diptera; Dolichopodidae
Gene: twr
Product: signal peptidase complex catalytic subunit SEC11A
Exons: 4
Coding region: 159-716 (185 amino acids)
Cellular component (GO): signal peptidase complex; membrane
Molecular function (GO): serine-type endopeptidase activity
Source: RefSeq, a predicted model, not a curated record
CCAAGCAAAGCAUAAAUUAAAUUCUUUUGGUUAGCCGAUCGGUAUAAGGAUACCUACAUAAUUUUUUUUCUUUAGAUAUCUGUUUUAUUUUUAUAAAGUUCCAAAAUCUUAACUUACUGUCUUCUUUUAAAACCAUAAAAUAUUGUUAAGAAAUUAUCAUGGGCUUAGCUGAAACAUUACAAGUUGAUGCAUUACUUAGCGAUGUUCAAAGAAUGGACAAGCGACAGUUUCUCUAUCAAAUACUAAGUUUUGGUAUGAUUGUAUCAUCGGCUCUAAUGAUUUGGAAGGGUUUAAUGGUUGUUACAGGAAGUGAAUCUCCAAUUGUAGUUGUACUUAGUGGUAGUAUGGAACCAGCUUUUCAUAGGGGGGAUUUACUUUUCUUAACAAAUUACCGUGAUGAACCUGUUCGUGUAGGAGAAAUUGUUGUAUUUAAAGUAGAAGGUCGGGAUAUACCGAUUGUUCAUAGAGUCAUUAAAUUACAUGAGAAGGAAGAUGGAACUGUUAAAUUCUUAACAAAGGGAGACAACAAUUCAGUAGACGACCGAGGAUUAUAUGCGCCAGGACAACUUUGGCUAAAUAAGAAAGACAUUGUUGGAAGAGCGAGAGGUUUCCUUCCGUAUGUAGGAAUGAUAACAAUUUAUAUGAACGAAUAUCCAAAUUUAAAAUAUGCAAUUCUUGGAAUAUUAGCUAUUUAUGUGCUGCUGCAUCGGGAAUAGUAAAUGUAUUAUAAAAAAUUUUAACAUCCAUUUGAAUGAAAGUUGUUGUAGAAGUAGCACAAAUCCAGUAACUCUUUGAAAACAUUCUUCAACCGUUCUUCAAUUUUCAAAUAAAAUUUAUUAAAUAAUGUUUAUCAAAUAUAAUAUGGGAAUUCAGUACCGUAAAUUAAAAAAGAUUAUUUAAAAACUGAAAAAUGACAAUUAGAUAAACUAAAGGAAAUAUAUCCACAUGAAAAUAAUGCAUUUUUUUUAUUAAUAUAGUGCGUAUGUAACAAAAACAUGUUUUGAUUUUUAAAUUUUCGUUAUUUUUAGCAUAACAGAAAUCGUUUAAUGUAUAAUAGUAAUAAUAAUAAAAAUUCAUAUAUUACAGAGAAAGAAAUUGAUGAUAAUUUUAAGUAUAUUAAUUAUUAAGAAGAAUUUCAAAAACCUGAAGAAAAAAUGAAAAAAUAAAGAAA